AUGGCUGCCUUAGCAAGAGAGCUGCUGGGAUCUGCUCCCUGCUGUGAGGGAUGUGAGGAUGGAGAAACCUCGAUUGAAGCCGAACGGCAACCAGAGUGGUAUAAAACUGAACCAGAACACAAGAAUGAGGACAGAAUUGGAGCACCUCGGAAUAGAUGCGAGUACAAGACUUUGCACCAGCUGAAGUUGCCUUGGAAAGCCAUGGCUGCCGCCCCUCAUCUCAACUCCGAUGCACUCCGAGAGGUCCUGGAGUGCCCCAUUUGCAUGGAGUCCUUCACCGAGGAGCACCUGAGACCCAAGCUCUUACACUGCGGGCACACCAUCUGCAAACAGUGCUUGGAGAAACUCCUGGCAAACAGCAUUAACGGGAUACGGUGCCCCUUUUGCAGCAAAAUCACGCGGAUCACCAGCUUAGCUCAGCUGACUGACAAUCUUACUGUGCUGAAGAUCAUAGACACCACCGGACUGGGGGAAGUGGUGGGUCUCCUCAUGUGCAAGGUCUGUGGGAGAAGGUUGCCAAGACACUUUUGCAAGAGCUGCAGCUUGGUUUUAUGUGAGCCGUGCAAGGAGGCAUCGCACACGCCCCAAGGGCAUAGAGUCAUUGCUAUCAAAGACGCCGCUGCAGAGCGUAGGAGGGAAUUUGGGACGAGGGUUGCCAGACUUCGGGAGCUCAUGGAUGAUCUGCAGAAAAGAAAAGCAUCUCUGGAGGGUGUUUCGAGAGACCUGCAGUCUAGGUACAAAGCAGUUCUGCAAGAUUACAGCAAAGAAGAGCGCAAGAUCCAGGAAGAACUGGCCAGGUCACGCAAGUUCUUCACCACUUCUUUGUCGGAAGUGGAGAAGGUAAAUAACCAAGUAAUGGAGGAGCAAGCUUAUCUGCUGAACUUAGCAGAAGUGCAGAUAAUGUCUCGCUGUGACUAUUUCCUUGCCAAAAUAAAGCAGGGAGAUAUCGCUCUCUUGGAGGAGGCGGCAGAUGAGGAAGAACCAGAACUAACAAACAGUCUCCCGAGGGAGCUCACUCUUCAAGAGGUUGAACUCCUUAAGGUGAGCCACGUGGGACCACUGCAGAUCGGGCAGGUGGUGAAGAAACCCCGGACUGUUAACGUGGAGGACUCGCUCAUGGAAACUGCGGCAUCCUCACUGGCGGCAUUCAGGGAGCCUGACCUGGUGCAAGAGGAGGCCAGCUGCACGCCCCAUUCCUCACCAGCCAAGCCAAGGAUGCCUGAAGCAGCCGCGAGCAUCCAGCAGUGUCACUUCAUCAAGAAGAUGGGCUCCAAGGGCAGCCUGCCCGGGAUGUUUAACCUCCCUGUCAGCCUACACGUCACCCUGCAAGGCGAGGUGCUUGUGGCAGACCGAGGCAAUUUCCGAAUCCAGGUUUUUACCCGCAAGGGCUUUCUGAAGGAGAUUCGCCGGAGCCCGAGCGGAAUCGAUAGCUUCGUAUUGAGUUUCCUCGGAGCGGACUUGCCCAAUUUGACUCCCCUUUCUGUUACCAUGAACUGCCAUGGCCUGAUAGGCGUGACUGACAGCUACGAUAACUCCGUCAAGGUCUACACCAUGGAUGGUCACUGCGUGGCGUGUCACCGGAGCCAGCUCAGCAAGCCCUGGGGCAUCGCCGCCCUGCCCUCUGGGCAGUUUGUAGUGACCGACGUGGAAGGAGGGAAGCUCUGGUGUUUCACGGUGGACCGUGGCGUGGGGGUAGUAAAGUACAGUUGCUUAUGUAGCGCAGUGCGCCCCAAGUUUGUCACCUGCGAUGCCGAAGGGACCAUAUACUUCACUCAAGGGCUGGGGCUUAACCUGGAAAACCGGCAGUACGAACACCAUUUAGAAGGAGGCUUCUCCAUCGGCUCCGUCGGCCCCGAUGGGCAGCUGGGACGCCAGAUUAGCCACUUCUUCUCCGAGAACGAGGAUUUCAGGUGCAUUGCUGGGAUGUGUGUCGAUGCCAGGGGAGACCUCAUUGUUGCUGACAGCAGCCGUAAAGAAAUCCUGCAUUUUCCUAAAGGAGGUGGCUACAACAUCUUAAUCCGGGAAGGGCUCACCUGUCCUGUCGGUAUCGCCAUUACCCCCAAAGGGCAGCUGCUGGUGCUGGACUGUUGGGAUCACUGCAUUAAGAUCUACAGUUACCAUCUGAGAAGAUAUUCCACCCCUUAA
This is a messenger RNA of Leptosomus discolor (cuckoo roller), 2145 nucleotides long. Lineage: Eukaryota; Metazoa; Chordata; Aves; Leptosomiformes; Leptosomidae. The record is from RefSeq and is a predicted model, not a curated record.